CAGAGCUGCGCGUGCUCCGUCUCCAAGCUCGGGGCGCGAGUUGCCAGGACUGGUGGCUGCGGCUGCGUGGUGCUCGGCUUCAGGGGCUUGCGGGCGGCGGCUGACGGGGCGGCGCAGCGGCGGGUGCGCAGGUGCACUAAUGCUGAAGCACUAUGAGCUUUCAGAAAUUCUGGAGAGACUACAAAGUUCUGAUUGUUAUGGUACCUCUAGUUGGGCUCAUACAUUUGGGGUGGCACAGGAUCAAAAGCAGCCCUGUCUUCCAAAUUCCUAAUAAGGAUGACCUUCCUGAGCCAGGCAGAGUGGCAGUCACAAGUCCUGAGAAGAACCACCUCCCAGGGAAAUAGUAGACUUGAGAGCUUCAG
Molecule: messenger RNA, 362 nt
Organism: Globicephala melas (long-finned pilot whale)
Lineage: Eukaryota; Metazoa; Chordata; Mammalia; Artiodactyla; Delphinidae
Source: RefSeq, a predicted model, not a curated record